Aspergillus clavatus NRRL 1 is the source of this 1035-nucleotide messenger RNA. Its product is annotated as dienelactone hydrolase family protein. The transcript is spliced from 4 exons. Lineage: Eukaryota; Fungi; Ascomycota; Eurotiomycetes; Eurotiales; Aspergillaceae. Gene Ontology annotation, molecular function: hydrolase activity. The record is from RefSeq and is a predicted model, not a curated record. The coding region runs from base 1 to 1035 and encodes 344 amino acids.
AUGGUCCCUCCACCGCGCUUUACCCCCCUCACCCACGUGAAUCUCAGUCGGGCGGCGGCCCCUCGGCCUACCGCGACAACAGCAACAGCUACUAAGAGAUCCGGCUCCCCUGCUUCCCCCUCGUCGGCGAUCUUCCGUCAACAGUGCUGCAGUACCAGCAGCAGAGCUCUCGCAACCCUCUCGCCGCACAAUCGACCCUCCUUGCCACAGACCUUCUCCUCCGGCCCCGGGUCGCAGCACUUCCAUUCCUCGAUCGCUAUGUCGACUUCCAUGCCGGCCACCCACGGCCACAGUGAGGCUUGCUGUAACAUCCCCCCCGUCGUCGCCGACGGAUACAUCCCGAAAGGAUCGUACGAACAGCACGGCGGUCUCAAGACAUACGUGACCGGUCCUGCCGACGCCACAAAAGGCAUCAUCUCCAUCUUUGAUAUCUUCGGCUACUUCAACCAAACGCUCCAGGGCGCCGACAUCCUCGCCACGGGGGAUGCGCAGCGGCAGUACAAGCUCUUCAUGCCGGAUUGGUUCAAGAGGAACCCGUGUCCUAUCGAGUGGUACCCCCCGGACACCGAGGAGAAGCAAAAGAAUCUCCGCAACUGGUUCGGUCAGCACGCCCCUAAUAGCGUGGCCGAUGCAUUGCCCGAGUAUGUGCGGGCGGUGCAAGCGGCGAACCCUUCCAUUCAAUCCUGGGGAUUGAUUGGGUUCUGCUGGGGCGGCAAAGUGACCGAGCUCAUCACCUCCAACCCUUCCAUUAACCCCUUCCGCAUCGCCGCCACCGCCCACCCAGCCAUGAUCGAUCCGGCCGGCGCGGCGCAGAUCGCCGUGCCCUAUAUCCUCCUGGCUUCGUCGGAAGAGCGCGCGGAGACGGUCCAAGCCUUCGAGCAGGGCCUUCAGGUGCCGCACCACGUCGAGACCUUCGGCGACCAGGUGCAUGGGUGGAUGGCUGCGCGCGCGGAUCUGCGCGAUCCCCGGGUCCGGGAGGAGUACCUGCGCGGAUACCGGACGGUGCUGAAGUUCUUUGAGGAGCAUUGGGAUUGA